GCCUAGAAAACAAACAAGAAACAACAACUUCCCUUCCUAUAUAAACCUUCACUGAUACAUGAUCUUUCCCACACCAAAACAACCAGAUCUCAGGCUCAUAGCUCAGACAAUGGAGAAGUCCCCAGCCACAGCAGGAUGCCAUCAUGCACCACUUUUCCAAGAGCCACUUGGUAUUCUCAUCCUUUUCAUCCUCACCUGGUGCAUCUCGAAGCUUCAAAGUCUCCUUCCCACUUCUUGUUGCCAAUCCUGCACUUGUACUGUCUCCCCGACAACCUCGACGCCGGUCCUCGCCGAGACGAAGACAUCGAAGGCACCAAAUAAGAGUGAAUAUGAUGAGAUGAAUGCGACGCAGUCAGAUGCCGAGGUAGCCAUGAGAAAGAUGGGACUUGAUUUUGAUCAAGAGAAAAGCUGCGAAUAUAUUUCUACGCUUUUCGAUGAAGACGAGCCAAGCUUCCAGGAAGUGAAAAUGGCAUUCUUGGUUUUUGAUGAGAACAAUGAUGGGUACAUCGAUGCAUUGGAUUUGCGACGAGUCCUCCACAACUUAGGGUUAGGCGGCCGGGUAGGGGUCAAUGAGUCUGAGCAGAUGAUUGCUAGAUAUGACAUGAACAAUGACAAGAGGUUAGAUUUGAUGGAGUUCACUAAGGUUUUGGAGGACAGCUUUUGCUAGACCCCUUUAUUUCUGUAUUUGUUUUCCUAUAUCUGUGAGAUGCAUUUACGUGUUGUGAUUGACUGAAUUCCGCCACUUGAUUCGAGAGCUAAAUAACUGGUCUGUUGUUUUUUUUUCUUUCCUUUUUGAAAAAAGGGUUUGGCGUCUAGCAUUGCCACUAGCUAUCUUUCUUUUAUUGCGAGAGAAAUUUCCAAUCUAUUCAUCAAUCAUGGCAGUACUGAGAAAACUUGAGGUAAUAAAAGUUACAAUCAGGUCCAUGGAUCACCUAGCGACGACUACAAGCACUGAAGCGAGCCGAAGGCGCACCGCCGUCAUCGCCCCUCCCUCACGCGAGCCGGAAAAAUCUUGUUGUAGUAGAUAGUCGGGAAGUCGUCGUGCUAAGGCCCCAAUGAAACAGCGCACCAGAGCAGCAACCAUCAUCGAUUGAGAGAGUUGUAGAUCGAAAAUAUCAAACAUGUAACCACAUGAACGAAGACGAACAAAAGCUGGAUCUAAAUAGAUCCAUCGAAGAUCAACAUCAACUGAAUCCCACGAUAUCCGACGAAGACACACCUCCACACAUUCCUCCGACGACGCUAUUCGCCACUAGCUAUCCUACAUGCAUGACUGUGGAUUGCGAUGAAUCCCAGCCCAUCAUCACCAAGGAUCAUGCAAGAUCCCCCAAAAGAACACAUACCCGUUUGAGAACUGGAUGUACCCAACCAGCAUUCAGGUACAACACCAUGAAAAAGGGUUUCCCCCCGCUUUAUAUUAUAAAGCACAACCUCCAAGCAUCCAACAACAUAAGAGUAGUACAGGACAGAGUACAGAAAGCAAAUAAAUGAGGUCCGGCUGGGGGCACAGCCAAACAAGCCCCAACUACAAGGAAAAGAACUCUAGUCAAGCUCCGGUGGUGGUGGUGGUGAUGGCGGGGACAUCGCGACAGCCGAAGAACGAAGACCGGCGACAAUGGAGUCAAUGGAGCCACGAUCACGCCGCUUGCUAAGCGGUCUCCAGAGC
Aegilops tauschii subsp. strangulata is the source of this 1666-nucleotide messenger RNA. RefSeq names its product probable calcium-binding protein CML46. Lineage: Eukaryota; Viridiplantae; Streptophyta; Magnoliopsida; Poales; Poaceae. The record is from RefSeq and is a predicted model, not a curated record. Gene Ontology annotation, molecular function: calcium ion binding.